Molecule: messenger RNA, 330 nt
Organism: Meloidogyne enterolobii
Lineage: Eukaryota; Metazoa; Nematoda; Chromadorea; Rhabditida; Meloidogynidae
Source: the annotation of a GenBank genome assembly
UUCUCCGCGUUCAAAAUCGCGACGUUAGAAAGAGGUUACUCAAACACAAUGGAUAUAUUCAGGUAAAUGAUCAUCAUCCUCUUGAAAAUAUUCUCUCAGACCUGCAUUGAGAAACCAGUGAUGUUUUGUUGUUGCAUUAAAUGUUUACCAAAAAAUGAGGUUUCAAAGACACAAAAUGAAAUUGCUUCUUUCAAGGUUUUUUCAAAAAAAGGUUUCAAAACAAUUCUUCUCUACCCCUUUCCUACUCCAUACUUUUUAAGAUCAAAACCGACACUUUCUCCGUUGCUUCUCCCAACUGAUUUUACUUUUCUAUACCCAAUCACUCAUUAG